Molecule: messenger RNA, 1257 nt
Organism: Paracoccidioides brasiliensis Pb18
Product: cystathionine gamma-lyase CYS3
Exons: 4
Coding region: 1-1257 (418 amino acids)
Biological process (GO): transsulfuration
Cellular component (GO): cytoplasm
Molecular function (GO): cystathionine gamma-lyase activity; pyridoxal phosphate binding
Source: RefSeq, a predicted model, not a curated record
AUGACAGCCGGUAUCACCUCAAAGUCCCUUUCCGAGCGGGAUGGCGGACCUAUUGAGACACCCCUCCGAGCUCCCUCCCCCAUCCACCAAUUCGGCACAUUAGCAGUGCAUGCGGGUGCGCACAUAGAUCCCACAACUGGUGCUGUAAUUGCGCCGAUCUCCCUUUCUACAACCUUUGCCCAAGUCGGUGUUGGUAAACCCUUAGGGCAGUACGAAUAUAUAAGAAGCGCAAACCCAAACAGAGACAACUUUGAGCAAGCCGUAGCGGCCCUCGAACACGCCCGAUAUUCCCUGGCCUUCUCCUCCGGCUCUGCAACCACGGCUGUCAUUCUCCAGUCCCUUGCCGCCGGAUCUCAUGUCAUAUCAGUCUCCGAUGUAUAUGGCGGAACCCAUCGAUACUUCACCAAGGUCGCCGCUGCCCACGGCGUGCAAGUCACAUUUUCCCCUAGCAUUGAGAUCGACGUUGCAGAUCUGAUCCGGCCCAACGACACCAAACUGAUCUGGAUCGAGACCCCAUCGAACCCAACACUUAGUCUUGUUGAUAUCAGAAAAGUAGCCACCGUAGCCCACCAGCACGGCAUCAAGGUCGUCGUCGACAAUACAUUCCUAAGCCCAUACAUCCAAAACCCCCUCGACCUCGGUGCGGACAUCGUCAUGCAUUCCGUCACCAAAUACAUCAACGGACACUCCGACGUCCUCAUGGGCGUUGCCGCCUUCAACUCCCCCUCACUUCACGAGCGCCUUUCCUUCCUCCAAAACGCCAUAGGCGCCGUCCCUUCCGCCUUCGACUGCUGGCUCGCCCACCGGGGUCUGAAAACUCUCCACCUGCGUGCCCGCGAAUCCUCCAAGAACGCCAAAGCAAUCGCCAUGGCCCUCGAAGCCUCCCCGCACGUCAUCGCCGUCAACUACCCGGGCAUUAAGUCGCACCCGCACCGCGAAAUCGCCCUCAAGCAGCACCGCGACGGCAUGGGCGGUGGCAUGCUCAGCUUUCGCAUCAAGGGUGGUGUGACGGCGGCUGAACGCUUCUGCCAGGAGACGAAGGUGUUUGUGCUUGCGGAGAGCUUGGGGGGUGUUGAGUCGCUGGUUGAAGUGCCGGGGAGCAUGACGCAUGCGGGCAUCCCGAGGGAGCAGAGGGAUGCGGCCGGGGUGUUUGACGAUUUGGUGAGGGUUAGUUGUGGGAUUGAGGAUAGUGCAGAUUUGUUGGAGGAUGUUAUGCAGGCGUUGGAGAAGGCGGUUGCUGCUGCGCAGAUUAAAUAA